GCCCUGGGCCAAUAAUAUGUGACGUUUGGAUCCCCCGCAGCGCCCAACCAAUCCUCCAGCGACGUUCUCUCACCGGCCGGCCCCCGGGUUGAUAGUGCCCGCCCCCUUACGCCCCCUGAAGGAUGUUCCUCCUCAACCUCCUCAGCGAUUCCGUUUGAAGGCUCUAGAGGGGAGGACAGCGCGGUGACGUCAGACGGCGGAGCGCUGCUUCGGGCGCCAUGUUGGGGUUGCCGGUCGGGAGGUGCCUCGGGGUCGAGGGGUGGCGAGUGGGGGCCGCGGCAGCUGCGUCCCCAUGAGGAAGGAGGAAGAUGCCGGCUGAGCUGCUGCUGCUGCUGAUUGUCGCCUUUGCCAGCCCCAGCUGCCAGGUGCUCUCAUCACUGCGCAUGGCUGCCAUCCUGGACGACCAGACAGUGUGUGGCCGCGGUGAACGUCUGGCCCUGGCCCUGGCCCGGGAGCAGAUCAACGGGAUCAUCGAGGUCCCAGCCAAGGCCCGCGUGGAAGUAGACAUCUUUGAGCUGCAGCGGGACAGCCAGUACGAGACCACGGACACCAUGUGUCAGAUCCUGCCCAAGGGGGUCGUGUCUGUCCUGGGGCCCUCCUCCAGCCCUGCGUCAGCCUCCACCGUGAGCCAUAUCUGUGGGGAGAAGGAGAUCCCCCACGUCAAGGUGGGUCCCGAGGAGAUGCCCCGCCUUCAGUACCUUCGCUUCGCGUCUGUCAGCCUGUACCCCAGUAACGAGGACGUCAGCCUGGCGGUCUCCCGGAUCCUCAAGUCCUUCAACUACCCUUCGGCCAGCCUCAUCUGCGCCAAGGCCGAGUGCCUGCUGCGAUUGGAGGAACUGGUGCGCGGCUUCCUCAUCUCCAAGGAGACGCUGUCAGUGAGGAUGCUGGACGACAGCCGGGACCCCACGCCGCUGCUCAAGGAGAUCCGAGAUGACAAAGUGUCCACCAUCAUCAUCGACGCCAACGCAUCCAUUUCCCACCUCAUUCUCCGUAAGGCCUCGGAGCUGGGAAUGACCUCAGCGUUUUACAAGUACAUCCUCACCACCAUGGACUUCCCCAUCCUGCACCUGGACGGGAUCGUGGAGGACUCCUCCAACAUCCUGGGCUUCUCCAUGUUCAACACCUCUCACCCCUUCUAUCCUGAGUUUGUGCGCAGCCUCAACAUGUCCUGGAGGGAGAACUGUGAAGCCAGCACCUACCCCGGCCCCGCGCUGUCAGCUGCCCUGAUGUUCGACGCCGUGCACGUGGUGGUGAGUGCCGUCCGGGAGCUGAACCGCAGCCAGGAGAUCGGUGUGAAGCCGCUGGCCUGUACGUCGGCCAACAUUUGGCCCCAUGGGACCAGCCUCAUGAACUACCUGCGCAUGGUAGAGUAUGACGGGCUGACUGGGCGUGUCGAGUUCAACAGCAAAGGUCAGAGGACCAACUACACCCUGCGCAUCCUGGAGAAGUCUCGGCAGGGCCACCGUGAGAUCGGGGUGUGGUACUCCAACCGGACCCUGGCGAUGAACGCCACCACCCUGGACAUCAACCUGUCUCAGACACUGGCCAAUAAGACGCUGGUGGUUACGACCAUCCUGGAGAACCCGUACGUCAUGCGCCGGCCCAACUUCCAGGCCCUGUCGGGGAACGAACGCUUUGAGGGCUUCUGCGUGGACAUGCUGCGGGAGCUGGCCGAGCUGCUGCGCUUCCGCUACCGCCUGCGGUUGGUGGAGGACGGGCUAUACGGGGCGCCCGAGCCCAACGGCUCCUGGACGGGCAUGGUCGGCGAGCUCAUCAACCGGAAGGCAGACCUGGCUGUGGCUGCGUUCACCAUCACAGCUGAGCGGGAGAAGGUCAUCGACUUUUCCAAACCCUUCAUGACCCUGGGAAUCAGCAUCCUCUACCGUGUGCACAUGGGCCGCAAGCCUGGCUACUUUUCCUUCCUGGACCCCUUCUCCCCUGCUGUGUGGCUCUUCAUGCUUCUGGCCUACCUGGCUGUCAGCUGCGUCCUGUUCCUGGCCGCCAGGCUGAGCCCCUACGAGUGGUAUAACCCGCACCCGUGCCUGCGGGCACGUCCCCACAUCCUGGAGAAUCAGUACACGCUGGGCAACAGCCUCUGGUUCCCCGUGGGGGGCUUCAUGCAGCAGGGCUCGGAGAUCAUGCCCCGGGCGCUGUCCACACGCUGCGUCAGCGGAGUCUGGUGGGCCUUCACCUUGAUCAUCAUCUCCUCCUACACGGCCAACCUGGCUGCCUUCCUCACCGUGCAGCGCAUGGAGGUGCCUGUGGAGUCGGCCGACGACCUGGCGGACCAGACCAACAUUGAGUAUGGUACCAUCCACGCUGGUUCCACCAUGACCUUCUUUCAGAAUUCACGGUACCAGACGUACCAGCGUAUGUGGAACUACAUGCAGUCGAAGCAGCCCAGUGUGUUUGUCAAGAGCACAGAGGAGGGCAUCGCACGCGUCCUCAACUCCCGCUAUGCCUUCCUGCUCGAGUCCACCAUGAAUGAGUACCACCGGCGCCUCAACUGCAACCUCACCCAGAUCGGGGGUCUCCUCGACACCAAGGGCUACGGCAUCGGCAUGCCGCUGGGCUCCCCGUUCCGGGAUGAGAUCACACUGGCCAUUCUGCAGCUUCAGGAGAACAACCGGCUGGAGAUCCUGAAGCGCAAGUGGUGGGAGGGGAGCCGGUGCCCCAAGGAAGAGGACCAUCGAGCUAAAGGCUUGGGCAUGGAGAACAUCGGCGGCAUUUUUGUCGUGCUCAUCUGUGGCCUCAUCAUUGCUGUCUUCGUGGCAGUCAUGGAAUUCAUAUGGUCCACGCGGAGGUCGGCAGAGUCAGAAGAGGUGUCGGUGUGCCAGGAGAUGCUGCAGGAGCUGCGGCACGCGGUGUCCUGCCGCAAGACGUCGCGUUCUCGCCGGCGCCGGCGCCCGGGAGGCCCAAGCCGGGCCCUGCUGUCGCUACGCGCCGUCCGCGAGAUGCGCCUCAGCAACGGCAAGCUCUACUCCGCCGGCGCGGGCGGGGAUGCUGGCAGCGCGCACGGGGGCCCCCAGCGCCUCCUGGACGAUCCGGGACCGCCCGGCGGGGCCCGGCCCCCCGCCCCCACCCCUUGCACCCACGUGCGUGUCUGUCAGGAGUGCAGGCGCAUCCAGGCGCUGCGGGCCUCCGGAGCCGGCGCGCCCCCGCGUGGCCUGGGCGCCCCCGCUGAAGCCACCAGCCCGCCCCGGUCCCGGACCGGCCCCGCCGGCCCCCGCGAGCUGGCCGAGCACGAGUGAUCAUGGGCGGGGCCGGGCGGGCACCCGGACUGACCGCAGGGACUGGGCUCGCCCCAGGCCCCGGCCGCCCUCGCUUCCCUGGUGGGCGAGGGACGGGACUUGUGCCCCCGCGCGCCGGACGCCACGAUUUUGCCUUUGGUUCCCGAUGAAGUCUGAGGCUCGGCUCCGGAACCUGCCUGCGCCCCCUAGUGGACUCGCCAGAGGGUGCCGCGGACGCCCGCACUCCGUCCCCCACUGCGAACAAGAGGCGCGCAGGAACCGAGGACUCCAGGGGCCGAGGACUGCAGGGGCUGUUCCCGGAAGCGGAAAGCAGUUCGCGGGGAGAACCCCAUCCUGGGACUGCUCGGGCUCCCCAAGACUUAACGCAGCCCUCCCCACUCCUGGAGAAGUGGGAAGCCUCUGGGCAGAUGGGUGUCCCCUGGUGCCCCUCGACUCUUCUCUUUCUCUCUUUUUUUUGGGGAGAAACCUCGGAAUUUCUAUGAGACCCCCACAGGGAGGGGGUCAGUUGGGCCCCCAUCCCUCCCCCUGCCACACCCCAGUCCCCGUUGGAAUAAAAAAAGAACAA
This is a messenger RNA of Aethalodelphis obliquidens (Pacific white-sided dolphin), 3816 nucleotides long. It is a transcript of the gene GRIK5, whose product is annotated as glutamate ionotropic receptor kainate type subunit 5. The record is from RefSeq and is a predicted model, not a curated record. Gene Ontology annotation, cellular component: membrane. NCBI's taxonomy places the organism in Eukaryota, Metazoa, Chordata, Mammalia, Artiodactyla, Delphinidae. Gene Ontology annotation, biological process: monoatomic ion transport. Gene Ontology annotation, molecular function: ligand-gated monoatomic ion channel activity; signaling receptor activity.